Tauraco erythrolophus (red-crested turaco) is the source of this 2565-nucleotide messenger RNA. NCBI's taxonomy places the organism in Eukaryota, Metazoa, Chordata, Aves, Musophagiformes, Musophagidae. The record is from RefSeq and is a predicted model, not a curated record.
AUGACUGUGCUGGCCAGGGCCCGGCGGGGUAUCCGGCAGCUCUCUCCACAGGUGGUGUUGCUCCUGCUCUUCGUCUUCUGCCUACUCAGUGUUUUCGUCUCUGCGUAUUAUUUAUAUGGGUGGAAAAGGGGCUUGGAGCCCUCUGGGGACGUGGUGGGGCCGGACUGUGAUGAGCCCAAGGUCGCCCCUUCCCGCUUGCUGCCACUGAAGACCCUCAAAGUGGCCGACUCCUCCCGCACAGACCCCUUGGUGUUGGUCUUCGUGGAGAGCCUCUACUCCCAGCUGGGCCAGGAGAUCGUGGCCAUCCUGGAGUCGAGCCGCUUCAAAUACAGGACGGAGAUCGCCCCGGGCAAGGGGGACAUGCCCACACUGACUGACAAGGACCGAGGACGCUUUGCCCUCAUCAUCUACGAGAACAUCCUCAAGUACGUCAACCUGGACGCCUGGAACCGGGAGCUGCUGGACAAGUACUGUGUGGAGUAUGGCGUGGGCAUUGUCGGCUUCUUCAAGGCCAAUGAGAACAGCCUGCUGAGCGCCCAGCUGAAGGGCUUCCCCCUCUUCCUCCACUCCAACCUGGCGCUGAAGGACUGCAGCAUCAACCCCAAGUCGCCCUUGCUGUACAUCACACGCCCCAGUGAGCCGGUCCUCCUGGCCAAGACCAAGUCAGCCGAGUCCAUCCCACACAUGAGCGUGGAUGCGGCACUGCACACCACCGUGAUGCAGGACCUGGGCCUCCACGACGGCAUUCAGAGGGUGCUUUUUGGCAACAACCUCAACUUCUGGCUGCACAAGUUGGUCUUUGUGGACUCCGUCUCCUUCCUGACGGGCAAGAGGCUCUCCCUGCCCCUCGACCGCUACAUCCUGGUGGACAUCGAUGACAUCUUUGUGGGCAAGGAGGGAACGCGCAUGAAGGUGGAAGAUGUCAAGGCGCUGUUUGACACGCAGAAUGAGCUGCGCACCCACAUCCCAAACUUCACCUUCAACCUGGGAUACUCAGGGAAAUUCUUCCACACGGGUACCGAUGCUGAGGACGAAGGUGACGACCUGCUGCUGUCCUAUGUGAGGGAGUUCUGGUGGUUCCCCCACAUGUGGAGCCACAUGCAGCCUCACCUAUUCCACAACCAGUCAGUUCUUGCUGAGCAGAUGACCUUAAACAAGAAAUUCGCUGUCGAGCAUGGCAUCCCCACUGACAUGGGGUACGCUGUAGCCCCCCACCACUCAGGCGUGUACCCCGUCCAUGUGCAGUUGUACGAAGCUUGGAAGCAGGUUUGGUCGAUCAAAGUGACAAGCACAGAGGAGUACCCCCACCUGAAACCUGCUCGCUAUCGCCGUGGCUUCAUCCACAAUGGCAUCAUGGUACUCCCCCGGCAAACCUGCGGCCUUUUCACACACACCAUUUUCUACAAUGAAUACCCCGGUGGCUCCAGUGAGCUGGAUAAAAUCAUCAACGGGGGUGAAUUGUUCCUGACUGUGCUCCUCAACCCCAUCAGCAUCUUCAUGACCCAUCUGUCCAAUUAUGGCAACGACCGCCUGGGCUUGUACACCUUCAAGCACCUGGUUCGCUUCCUCAACUCCUGGACCAACUUGAAGCUGCAGACGUUGCCGCCUGUGCAGCUGGCACAGAAAUACUUCCAGAUCUUCUCCGAGGAGAAGGACCCACUGUGGCAGGAUCCCUGUGAAGACAAACGACACAAAGACAUUUGGUCCAAAGAAAAGACCUGUGACCGAUUCCCAAAGCUUCUCAUCAUUGGGCCUCAAAAAACAGGAACGACUGCCCUUUAUCUCUUCUUGGGGAUGCACCCGGACCUGAGCAGCAACUACCCCAGCUCAGAGACUUUUGAGGAGAUACAGUUCUUCAACGGACACAACUAUCACAAGGGCAUCGACUGGUACAUGGAGUUCUUCCCCAUCCCCUCCAACACCACCUCCGACUUCUACUUUGAGAAAAGUGCCAACUACUUUGACUCAGAAGUGGCUCCGCGAGCCGCAGCCCUGCUUUCCAAGGCCAAAAUCAUCACCAUCCUCAUCAACCCUGCAGAUCGAGCCUACUCCUGGUAUCAGCACCAGCGAGCUCAUGACGACCCAGUUGCCCUGAAAUACACCUUCCAUGAGGUGAUCACGGCUGGACCUGAGGCUGCUCCGAAGCUCCGGACCCUGCAGAACCGCUGCCUGGUGCCAGGAUGGUACGCUACCCACAUCGAGCGCUGGCUGAACAGCUACCAUGCCAACCAGAUCCUGGUCCUGGAUGGCAAGCUGCUCCGAACAGAGCCUGCCAAAGUGAUGGAGACGGUCCAGAAGUUCCUUGGUGUGACCAACUUCAUCGAUUAUCACAAGACCCUGGCGUUUGAUCCGAAGAAAGGAUUCUGGUGUCAGCUUCUGGAUGGAGGAAAAAUGAAAUGCUUGGGAAAGAGCAAAGGGAGGAAGUACCCUGAGAUGGAUUCAGAUUCGCGCGCCUUCCUGCGGGACUAUUACAGGGACCAUAACAUAGAGCUCUCCAAGCUGCUGUACAAAAUGGGGCAGGUGCUGCCCACCUGGCUGCGGGAAGAGCUGCAGAGCACCAGGUAG